Dendrobium catenatum is the source of this 1082-nucleotide messenger RNA. RefSeq names its product 60S ribosomal protein L39-like. Gene Ontology annotation, cellular component: cytosolic large ribosomal subunit; ribosome. Bases 719 to 874 code for a protein of 51 amino acids. Gene Ontology annotation, biological process: translation. Lineage: Eukaryota; Viridiplantae; Streptophyta; Magnoliopsida; Asparagales; Orchidaceae. The record is from RefSeq and is a predicted model, not a curated record. The transcript has a single exon. Gene Ontology annotation, molecular function: structural constituent of ribosome.
CAAUUAAUUAGGUCUACUGGAAUUCUUCAACGUUUUUUCAAUAUUUGGAUGCAUGAAGAUGAAUUCAACCGUCGAAACUUUUCAAACUCCGAUCGUGGCCGUAAGAUGACUAUGCAUGUUCUCUUUCUCCCUUAUAUAUUAUUCUCAUAUGUUUUCCCUUUAGCUAUUUCAUUUCUGGAUCUCUACUUCAUCGAACCUGUGAAUCUAGACACUAUUUCGGCUUCAAGUUUAGGUAAUUAAUUUUAUGAUGUAAAUCGUUUAUUAAGUUCAUCUUUAGAAGUGAAUAUAUUUCUUGUACAAAUCAUGUUUCUUAAAAUUGUCUGAUAGCUCUUUCAUUUUUGGAUACUAUUUCUGCUUCAGUGAACCGAUGAAUCUGGACACUAUUUCGGCUUUAAAUUUUGCUAAUUAAUCUUAUGCCCAUUAGAUAUCUCUGCAUUAAUGACCAGCCAACUCAACCUUAUAAAUCAAGACGGAGUCCUUUGCUUGGCAUGCCUCACCGAAUAUAAUACUUCAAGGAGGCUAAAGAAUUCCAAUGAUAUGAAGAAACACUAUAAAUGGCACAAAAAGAAGUACAAUCAUUACUCUGGAAAGUGCGGAAUUUUUUUUCUACGAGAAGCGGACUUGUCCAUCCACAGAGAGGACGUAGAUCACAAAAAGAAGUUCUCUUGCGCUAGGGUUUCUUCAACAUCGGUCGUCUUGCUCUGGAGCGGCAGCGAAGAUGCCUUCGUUCAAGACUUUCCGGAUCAAGAAGAAGCUGGCAAAGAAGAUGAGGCAGAAUAGACCCAUUCUCCAUUGGAUUCGCAUGAGGACCAACAACAUCAUUAGGUACAAUGGUAAGCACAGGCACUGGAGACGCACCAAGCUAGGGUUUUAAGGAUACUCUCAUGUGAUCGCUGAUUUGGGUUCAGGGUAACCGCACUGUUUUCCCUUUUAUUAUUUGAAUGACAUGUGUUUUAGAGUUCUGUUUUGUUUUAGUUAUUUAUGAAAAUUCAUUGAUGUGUUGGAAACUUUGUUAGUUUUGAGUAUUGAAACUGUGAAUAUUUGCUACGCUCUUUUAUAUGAAUUUCAGAUUGUGGUUAAAA